AUGCACUCGUCGUCUAGCAGCGACGACGGAGACUCCCGUUCCCUACUGACAGGAGCCGUGUACGUUCCUCCGCGAAAUCUGCGGCGGCCCGCUCUCGACGACUCCGAAUCGGAAAACGGUCAAUGCCGAUUAGUCAAGGCCGGACGCUCUUCAGGUUCAGGCGAUAGUCAUCUUGUACCUGCUGGAACGAGUCGGGAUCACGGAGUCUCGAGGACCGCAUCGAGCGGAGCCACGGAAAGCACAGACUCAUCGUCUGAGGGAUCUUCAACUGUAGAAAUAUUGAGGCCGCCAUCGAGAGAAGUACUCAUUCAGCACAGACCUAGUUUCCAUACCGCUAGACGUCAGCGUCUACGGAAACUUAUGAGAAGAAAAUUCCAGAGUACAUCCCUAUACCGGCCGGUGCCGAUUCCUUCGCACGACGUAGUAGAUCUCACCAAUGACAGCGACGAAGAACUUUCCAAGCCUUCGGCAUCCGGGUCGAACGACGCAACAAACUCUGAAAACCAUCAGCCUGAAGCUCGAAGUAGUCAAGCUGCGCCUCAGAACGCCACUGCCAUAAUAGUUUCUGCGGAUGCCGCAACUUCUCAGCAGCAAAUCCCUGCGAAUACGGGGUCAUUGCCGAUUGAGCUGAAUGUCGGAGCGGCAAGCAAUUCUUCUCCUUCAUCGCCACGAACCCGAGAGGUUACAAACAGCUCACCCAUCAUCACGACGGCGGAGUUUGCGGCCUCAACGCCGAGGAGUGAGGGAGCGCCUUCGCGCGUCUUGGGAAUAGAGCCCCAAGCGAGAUAUCACCAUUGCUCAUGCUGCCUAUCCAACUUCGAUGAUGUGUGCCAAUGCGGUCGACGUAGACACGGAUACCGCUGUCGGGCCUUGAAUUCGCGCCCCACCGAUAAUCACAACUCUCCGAUGGAACCAACAAUCAUCAGACUCCGCGAUGGAUCAACCCUCAGUGUCGCGCUCACGGGUGCUUCUCCACGUGCGGCGGCGGCCGCGGCGACAGAAGGAUCGGAUGUUCACGGCGAAUCUGCCGCCAUGAAUUACACUCCUGUUUCAGUGGCUCCUUAUGUAAAUCUCCCCAGCCGAACCCCUCCGACAAUGUCUGCCCAAGUUUGUAGCAAUACCGUUGCCGCCUCGGCGCACUCGACCGCGGCGAAUCCGGCUCCAAGCGCCGUGCCAGCAGCUGUGGUGAGACCUGCACGUCUGAGCUCGAACUUCCGCCAAAAUGCUCUGUGGGAACAGCAACAAAAUCGUGCAGAGCUCCAAAGAUUCAUUUCGACUCAAGUACCGUUCCCAUCGUCUCCAUCGUCAUCAUCGUCAUUACCAUCCAAUCAUCAUCACCACCAUCACCACCAUCAUCAUCACCACCACCAUCACCGCAUACGCGGUAACAACGCCUACAUCUUCUCGAAAAAUCCAUACGUUCGCACUUGGCCAUCGUCGUCGGCUGCCGUAUCUCCCUCGGCUGCGGCUCCACAAUCCUCAACGUCCCCGACCCUUCUCUCAACUCCCUCGGCAGCUCCCGUGCCUCCGGGCUCGCAUGUAGCGGUCGUAGCGGCGGUCGCUGCGGCUGCGGCGGCUGCCGCAAGAAGCGAGUGGCCAUCCUUCCCGGCACGUUCGGCGGCUUCUCCAUUCGAGUUCUACGGCAAUCUCCGUCAGCAGCAACAAACGGCCAUCCCCUCAACUUCUGGAGCCGCGCCGCAAGUCAUACCGAACGUAACCUCUUCGUCCGCUUCCGUACCUUCAUCCUUAAAUUCAUUAUUAGCUUCCUCAUCAUCAUCAUCGACAGUAGCCAGCGCAGCGUCUCCGGCACCGUCCACUUCAAGCGCCAACCAGUCGGGCAGAAAUCGAAGACCUCUGCAGCCUCGGCGCACGAUGUCCGAAUGCAGUUGUCCCCCGCCAGAUUACUUCGCGUCGUAUAAUCCUUACCGUCUGGCGAGUCGCGUCGCUCCGGCGCAGCCUCCUCCUCCUCCGCCCCAUCUGCCCCUACCGCUGGGCGACCCAUCGAGAACGUAUUUCGAGAGGCCGAUGAACCAUAGUGAUUUCCUGCGGUUGGGGGUGCUGGCGACCGCUAGAUCUUCCAUGCCCCUCGGCAGUUUCCCACCCGUCAGCCCGAUCCCUUCGAUGAUGGGCAUUAUAAGCGCUGUGAUUGACAAUUUCACCGUCAAGUACAAUUUGAAGAUAGAAGACAUGAAGGAGGGUGUGAGGUGUUCGAUCUGUCUGACCGACUACGAAGUCGAAGAAGAAGUGCGGAGACUACCUUGCAUGCACCUAUUCCAUGCGGCUUGCAUCGAUCAAUGGUUCCGCGCAGACAAACGCUGCCCUAUGUGUCGCGUUGAUAUUACAAAACGUCCUGAAGAUGAGCUACAGCGCAUCGAAGCCCAGGUUUUCAUGCCGACGCAGAUUACACGUACACCACCCGUCACUCCCCCCCCUCUCACGGUGGAUGGGGGCACCGCGUGAGACGACUGACUCGCAUGCUCUGAUCGUGAUUUCGGGGAGCGCUCUUCGGGUUGUCGCGCGAACUGAGAAUCUUAC
Galendromus occidentalis (western predatory mite) is the source of this 2535-nucleotide messenger RNA. RefSeq names its product mucin-5AC. The transcript has 4 exons. Lineage: Eukaryota; Metazoa; Arthropoda; Arachnida; Mesostigmata; Phytoseiidae. The record is from RefSeq and is a predicted model, not a curated record. Gene Ontology annotation, biological process: protein ubiquitination. Bases 1 to 2460 code for a protein of 819 amino acids.